GGCCACAUUUCUACUAAGGCAAAGAAUGCGAAGGUUGAAUUUAAAAGACUUAAUAAGCUACUGCUUGCCUCACCUGAUGAUGCCGAGCUCAUGGAGCAAGUGUGUGAGGCGAGAAAGAAGGCCACCUUUCUAGGAGAGGCCGAAUGUAGCUUCUUCCAACAGCGUGCAAAGGCUACGCAUAUUCUUGAAUCCGAUAAGGGCACAAGAUAUUUUCAUGCUAUUGUCAACAGGAACAGGGCCAAGAACACUAUCACCUCUGUUAUGUUGGAAAAUGGCAGCCUUACUACGUGUAUUGACCAUGUUGGAAACGAAUUUGUUAAAUACUUUGUUGAUUUAUUUGGAACCGAGAUGGAAACCAUUUCCCUUGACCAAUCGGUACUUGGAACCGACCCCUUGAUUGAACAAGAUGUUCAUGAUAGCCUAUUAUCUCCGAUAACGGACAAAGAAAUUAAAGAUGUUUUGUUUGAUAUUGGGGAUGAUAAGGCACCGGGGCCGGACGGUUAUUCCUCGGCCUUUUUCAAGAAAAAUUGGAAUAUUGUGGGGGGGGGGAUGUGACCAGUGCGACCAAGGAGUUUUUUAACUCGGGGAAGUUGCUUAAACAGUUAAACCAUACUGUGAUAGCAUUAAUUCCCAAGUCUAGUCACUCCCCUAGGGUCUCAGACUAUAGACCCAUUUCUUGCAUGAAUGUGUUGUACAAAAUUAUUACGAAGAUACUAGCGGCGAGAAUUGUCCCUACCCUACCGGGUUUGAUUAAUGAAGCACAAGGUGCUUUUGUCGAUGGCCGCCUAAUGUUUGAUAACAUUUUCCUAGCCCAGGAACUUGUUAGAGGAUACAAUAGGAAGCGAAUAUCACCAAGGUGUAUGAUCAUGGUGGAUUUGCGAAAGGCCUAUGACACCAUAUCAUGGGAUUUUCUCCGUAAUGUCCUAUUGGGACUGGGUUUCCCGGCCACAUUUGUAGGCUGGAUUAUGGAAUGUGUGUCAACUGCAUCAUUUUCGGUCUCUUUAAAUGGCUCUUUGUAUGGUUUUUUUAAAGGCAAGCGUGGCAUACGGCAAGGGGAUCCAAUGUCCCCUUUGCUUUUUGUCUUAUGCCUCGAAUAUUUCUCUCGCCUCCUCACAAUGAGGACUAAGCAGGGGAGUUUCAAUUUCCACCCACAAUGUUCGUCUCUUGGUAUUACGCAUUUAGCCUAUGCAGAUGACCUAAUGCUCUUCUCGAGAGGUGACACAUUUUCCAUAAGAAUACUGGUUGAUGCUCUCAAGGAGUUUGGGGAUGUAUCCGGGCUUAGGGUAAACCAUGACAAAUCCAACAUCUUUGUUGGAGGGGUGAGGGA
This is a messenger RNA of Cuscuta epithymum, 1327 nucleotides long. NCBI's taxonomy places the organism in Eukaryota, Viridiplantae, Streptophyta, Magnoliopsida, Solanales, Convolvulaceae. The record is from the annotation of a GenBank genome assembly.